Molecule: messenger RNA, 1355 nt
Organism: Cydia splendana
Lineage: Eukaryota; Metazoa; Arthropoda; Insecta; Lepidoptera; Tortricidae
Product: gelsolin-like
Exons: 12
Coding region: 73-1272 (399 amino acids)
Biological process (GO): actin polymerization or depolymerization; barbed-end actin filament capping; actin filament severing
Cellular component (GO): actin cytoskeleton; cytoplasm
Molecular function (GO): phosphatidylinositol-4,5-bisphosphate binding; actin filament binding
Source: RefSeq, a predicted model, not a curated record
AGUUGUAUAUUUAGUUUUAUAUACCUACACACUUAGUUAAACACAAAAAAUAGUUCAAAAUACCUGUGCAAAAUGGGAGAUAUUGAGGAAAUGCCGGAACCCCACGCUGCAUUCACUAACUGUGGGAAAAAGGAGGGACUAGAAACAUGGAGGAUCGAGAAUUUUCAGCCCGUGCCCGUUGCCCCGAGUAAUCACGGGAAGUUUUAUAGCGGCGACUCUUACAUUGUCCUAAAGGCGCCUACUAUUAGGAUGACGCGGCGAAAAAUCGUGCAGGAUGCUCUCAAUUCUGUGCACAAAACAAUGGCCUCAUGUGGUCGCGACUCGCGACCCUCGGUCAUGAGGAAACGAGAAAGAAGAAUUACAACAUCAGGCGUCCCAUCGUCCCUGAGCUACGAUGUGCACUUCUGGCUGGGCCGCGAGAGCUCUCAGGACGAGAAGGGCGCGGCGGCCAUCUUGUCCGUCAAUCUGGACGAAGCCCGUUUCAACGGAGCCGCUAUACAGCACAGAGAGGUCCAGGGUUAUGAGAGCCAGGUGUUUCUGGAUUACUUCAAGCCUAUGAUUAGAUAUUUGGACGGCGGACACGCAUCAGGGUUCAGUAAAGUGACCACAAACGAGGGCUCGGAGCGGCGCCUGUUCCAGAUCAAGGGCAAGAAGAAUGUCCGCGUCAUACAGGUAGAAGCUCACAUAUCCAAGAUGAACGCGGGCGACUGCUUCAUCCUGGACAAGGGGCAUGACGUGUUCGUGUACGUGGGGGCGGAGGCGAAGAGUGUGGAGCGCCACACGGCCAUCAGGGCCGCCAACCAGAUCCGCGACCAGGACCAUAACGGCCGAGGAGUUGUUCAGAUCAUUGAUUCCAGCUCCACCGAUGAAGAGCUGAACAACUUCUUUGCUGCGCUGGGUUCGGGAGACAAGGACUCCGUGCCCCCUGCGUCUGAUGGUGGGGAUGACGAGAAGUUCGAAACUGGAGUCGCGAAGGCAGUGAAACUCUUUGAAAUAUCCGACGCGUCUGGUCAGAUGAAGACCAUCGAAAUCAAGCCUAUUAUGGGGAAAUCUCAGCUUAAAUCCGAUGAGUGUUAUAUUCUGGAUGCUUACACAAGUGGAGUUUUCGUGUGGGUCGGAAAGAAAUCCAACCAGAAGGAGAAAAUGGAGGCAAUGAAUAGAGCAGAAGAGUAUCUCAAGAAUAACAACUGCCCCGCUUGGAUUCACGUGUCUAAAGUACCCGAAGGAGGAGAGCCGGCACCGUUUAAACUAUUUUUCCCUGAAUGGGCUUAAACGCUACACUAUUUUUUUUAUUUGACUAUUGCCACUGAACAAAUCUCAAAAUGCAUGACAAUUUGGAGCAUUAUCUAUGAAAA